AACCACACGUCGCGGGGAGCUGACGUGUUGCAGCUCCAACUUUUAAAAAAAAAACAUUUCUAUAAACCCCAGUGUUGUGAACUGUGAUGUUACGAGUUUAAGUGAUUUCAGUGAAGUGCAAAGGAUGUCAAUUUGGAUGUGAUCGCAGAAGUUUUCUUUUUACCUGACCGCGUUGGUACCUACAGCUACACCUAGUCUAUACCGUUGCGACGCGCUUGGCUGAUUCAGUUAAUAACUUGUGGAUCUACAGUGUGGUAUUUAUAUCGUCGCUAUGAGACUCUCGGAUAAAUGUAGUCAAUCGUGAUAUCGUGUGUGAUAAAAAACUGAUAAUAAUACAAGUCGAAUGGGAAGUCUUAAAUCCAAAAUGGAGAGGAAAUUGACUCGCGAGGAUUUUAUGCGGAAGAGUUUCCGAGCGCCCAGAGUGUCGCCCGCUUCAGAUCCAUCGGCGACCGUGAAUGGAGCACCACCACCUUCCCCCGUUUCAUUAUCAAUGUUGGAAAGGACACCACUGACUCCUAGGGCCGAAUACGAGGUCACAGCAUCCGGCAUAGCUCCUAAAAAAUUGGAACUGAACAGAGCACAUCCAAUACAUUUAAAAUCAUUCCAAGCAGAACCUCCUGAUGAUAAUGGUCCGGCACCUCCAUCAGACGAUGUUUUACGUAAACUAGAAAGACAAAUAGGUGAAAUGGAACGAGGAUUAGAAAGAGCGCAAAACGGAACUGUCAAAGUUGACGAAAGGGUCCGUUACGCUGAACAUGAGAAUUUACUACGGACUGGGGUGUCAUCCGUAGGAGGUGGUGGUUAUUUACCAGCCGAUUCAGAUACAGAACACGAUGUAGUACCAUUCAAUAGAAAUGAAACUACCAGGAGUAGUACAGGAGCCGCUGCUCCGGCAACUAGACCGGCUACUAGAUUAUCUCGAACAAAUUCCGAUACACAACAGCACAAUUCAGUUGCUGCUACAGCAAGAUUAAUGAGGAAGUUAGCGGAUGGUGGUACCAAGGAUGAGAAAACUAAGGUGAUAUCUAGGAAAGCUAUCCAAGCGAGGAUGGAGAAGGUUAAGAACUCUGUGGUAGGGACGAAACAUGAACACAGGGUGUUGGCGGAGCAUAGAGCGGAGCCGACGUCACCGAAGAGUCCUACCUCGCCUGUUUCACAGCGCUCUUCAGUACAGAGCGCGUCGGAGAACUCGGCAGGCGCGGGCGGCGGCGCCUCGUCCGGCGGCAGCGCCCGGGUCUCCUCACGGUCCAGGGCCUCCGAGGAGCCGCAUAUUGGCAAGUACAAACUGCUGAAAACCAUCGGUAAAGGCAACUUCGCAAAGGUGAAGCUGGCAAAACAUGUCCCCACCGGCAAGGAGGUCGCGAUCAAGAUCAUCGACAAGACUCAGCUCAACCCCAGCUCCUUACAGAAACUCUUCCGAGAGGUGCGGAUAAUGAAAAUGCUGGACCAUCCCAACAUCGUGAAGCUGUUCCAAGUUAUCGAGACGGAGAAGACACUAUACCUAGUUAUGGAGUACGCGUCCGGUGGCGAGGUGUUUGACUACCUAGUGCUACACGGGCGCAUGAAAGAGAAAGAGGCGCGAGCCAAGUUCCGACAAAUAGUGUCAGCGGUGCAGUACUGUCAUCAGAAGAGGAUUAUACACAGGGAUCUCAAGGCAGAAAACCUCCUACUAGACGGCGAGAUGAAUAUAAAGAUUGCGGAUUUUGGUUUUUCAAACGAAUUCACUCCGGGCGCUAAACUAGACACCUUCUGUGGCUCGCCGCCUUACGCUGCGCCUGAGUUGUUUCAAGGCAAGAAAUACGACGGUCCCGAGGUAGACGUAUGGUCAUUGGGAGUUAUACUGUAUACCUUAGUAUCGGGGUCGCUGCCCUUCGACGGAUCUACGCUGCGGGAGUUGAGGGAACGGGUACUCAGAGGGAAAUACAGAAUACCUUUCUACAUGUCAACAGACUGCGAGAAUCUACUCAAAAAGUUCCUCGUUCUAAAUCCGGCAAAGCGGGCCUCACUCGAAAGCAUCAUGCGCGACAAAUGGAUGAACACGGGCUAUGAAGACGACGAGCUCAGACCGUACGUCGAACCGCAACAGGACUUCAAGGAUCAUAAGCGGAUAGCGCAAGUUGCUCAAGUCGAGGCGCUCGUGUGCCUGGGCUACAACCGACAAGAGAUCGAGUACUCGCUUGCUGAGGCGAAGUACGAUGACGUAUUCGCCACUUACCUGCUUUUAGGAAGGAAAAGUACUGAUCCCGAAUCGGAUGGCAGCCGGUCAGGAUCGUCUUUAUCGCUUCGAAACGCAGCCGCGCCCGGCCAGCCACAGCCGGCCAGCCAGGGAAACGCGCAUGCCGGCGGGUGCGCGUCGCCGUCGCACCGCGGCGUGCAGCGCAGCAUCUCGGCCAGCGCGCGCCCCGCCGCCUCGCGCCGCGCCUCCUCCGGCGCCGAGGUGCUGCGCGCGCAAGUUGGGACGACCAGCUCCGCCGCGAACAACACCACGUCUACCGCCACCACCACUACGUCCAAUUUUAAAAGACAGAACACAAUUGACUCAGCAUCUAUUAAAGAAAAUACCGCGCGAAUCGCUCUGAUGCAGGUGCAAAACACAACCCGGCCGACCAGCGCCCAGCCCAAGUUGGAGCCCCGACCGCGUAUACUGUCGAGCGGCGCGCGUCGCUCCGAGCACGCCGCGCACACCGCGCCGCACCAGCCGGCGCACCAAACGCACCAAACGCCCAAGAUGUCCCCCCCUCACGACACGCCCAGUCAAGCGGAGAGUAAGAACGGGGCCGAGAAUGGCAAGACCGGAACCGGCACGGCCGGGCCCGGCACGGGCACGGGCACGGCGGGUAAGACGCACGUCAAAAGCGCGUCCAUAAGCUCCGCCACGGGCGCUCCGCCCCUCGGAGCGGACCCCGCGCCGCACAAUGCCUCCGCGCGGGACCUCGCGCAGCCCCGACCGAGUUUGAACUCCACGUUGUCCACGGGUGGGACCGUGGGCUCGGGCGCGACGGGAAACUCCGCGAGCGCGCGGAGAGACUUCUCUAACAACAACCCGCUGGUUUUCCCGAGGAAUGUGCCUUCCAGAUCCACUUUCCACUCAGGCCAGACGCGGUCGCGCGGCGGCAGCGCGGGCGGCGCGUACGGCGACGGCGGCUCGCCGCACCAGGCGCGCCCCUCCUUCUUCUCCAAGCUCUCCUCGAGGUUCUCCAAGCGGUUGAAUCAAAAUCCCUGAGGCUGCGCGCGCGCCGGCUGAUCGAAGAUUUUUUUUAUAUUACGUUAAGAAUUUAUAUUUAGAGAAAUAUUGUGCAAAUUGUUAUGCUUAAUUUAUGAGUUAUGGAUGGUGGUCGUGUUAGUUGCAAUUUGUUUCUUCAGCGUAGGUAAUCAUUUUCAACGGCUUGAACAAAAGAGUUUCUAAAUUUGAUGCGCAUUUUUUAUGCAAAGAGAUAAAUAUAUUAAAAGAUUUGUGUUUAACACAGCAAGAAUAUUUUGAUAGUACUUAUAUUAAAAUAACCAAAUUCUGAACAAAAAAAAUUCUAAAUUAGAUGAAGGCCACUUUGAUACGUUUCGCAAAAAUUAAAAAUUGCUCUAUUUUGAAAAUAAAAAUGGCAUGAGACAAUUUAAAUUGAAAAAAAAUAGGUUGAAAAAAAUCUAAACACGUUUUGUUUUAAAAAGCGUUGUAAAAUCAAAUUGUGACUAAUAUUGCAGUUUGCGAGGUUAAUUUUUUUAUUACAGUAAAAUAAAAAUAUCUCUAAGGUAUCCGUUAACGUCCCAUUCGAGUUUGGUUUCAUAAUCGUAUUAUUAAUUUUACAUCGCGGCGACAUUUUCGGCUGCAUUUUGUAUUGUUAAAAUUAUACUAAUUUUUUUACAACAUACAAUUCAUUAGAUAUUAAUUCAUUGUAAUCUUAACUUCCACGGUUUGGAUAUAGGUUUUUUUUUAUAUGUUAUAGAUUUAAAAGCAGAAAAACAUACUUCAAAAUCUGAAGUAUUUUGCAGUUUAAUUUUUUGUCCAUAUACAAAUUUAAUUAAUUUAAUUGCAUAAAAAUGCUUGUAAAAAUAGAUUAUUAUUAAUAAUAAUAUCUUUCGUGCUCUUAUCAUUAUUAAACUUUUUUCAAAUAUGUUUACUAUGAAAAAUUAAUUAUUUUAAUAAUAUAAUGUGCACCGGAAACCUAGUCCCGUCGCGCGUCGCAUUUCACUUGUAGCUUAAGGCAUUUCGCUAGGCUUAGUGCGAGCUUACAUAACUCGACAACGUUUAUCGAUUUCGUCUUCCGAAACACUAAAAUCAAAGUAGAAUGGACUUUAUGUUUUACACCUUUAGCACAUUGACGCAAUCGCACUCGGUAACGAAACGAUAAAUGUCUUUGUGCCCUUGUUUAGGGCUCGUCGUUGUCCACCUACAGCCAGCUGAGUAAAACUUGAUAGUAUUUAAUAUAGGACUUUAAAGUAAUAAACUUUAGGUCUAUUUUAUUCUGGCAUUAUAGUGUUACUACACUCGAAAUAUAUACACGUAUUCGAGAUGUGCAAACUCGCGCUAAGGGAACUGUUCUUGUUUCGAACGAAUUUCGUACAUUCCAGGGAUUUUUUUUUAAGUUGACAAUGAACCUUUUCCUAUGAAACGACAUACUUUGCGUUCGCUACACUUUUAUAUAUUUGUAUACAUAGUAUAUUUGGGUUCAGAAAAUAGUCUUUUAAUACAUUUUUAGUUCUUGAUAUUUUUGGUCAAGUUUGGACUCUGUUUUUCUUUAUUGAAAAACGCGCGAAGUAUAUCUACAUUUUGUGAUGUCAAGUUACACAAAAUAAACGCAUGUGCAUGUUUGACGUCAUAAGUACCCCAUUUAGGUAUUAUUAUUUAUUAUGAAUAAAAUUAAUAACAUUUUAAAUUUUAUUUAAAAUCGGGACAUUAAAAUAAAUCAGAGGGCCAUAGACUUAAUAAAAAUGCUGAAAUUACCCUAAAAUAAAACUUGAGAGGUUCACUAUUUUUCAAAACGCUUUUUGAGUGGUAAUUUAUUUAUAUGAAAAAUUAAAAAAAAAUGGGUUUAACGAACGCAAAUUUACGUCGGAUUCAUUAGCACAAAGUUUUUUUUUGUAAUUUUAUUCAUUAUUUCUCGGACGACUCAGCCUAAAUAGUGAUUUUGACUGAAAAAAAUAAAAAUAGUUUUGUAUAUUUGUAAUAUUAUACACAAUAAGACAUUAUAUUUCUUAUUCUUACUGUUUUUCGAUUGAGGGCCAUGAUAGUGCGCAUGCCACUUAGAUGACAAAUUAAUCAGAGUACAAAAGUGGACUCUUAAAAAUAUGAUUGUUUAAAAUUUCAAUUUUAUACGCCACAUUCGAAAAAAAAUAAGUAACUUCAAAGUUAUAUUUUUUUUAAAUUUCUGCAUGUUUUUAAUUACACAUAACCGAAUGACAUGUUAUCGACAUAAAUUAUUAUAAUUUGUACGGUAGGUAGUAUUAAAAAAAUCAAUAACAAUUUUUUUUUUUAAUAAUGGCCCUCAAAUAUUAGUUAUAUAUAUCAUUGGUAUACAAAACCCAAGAUAUGCAGUGAUCCAUGAAAAAAUUGUAAACUCAAUGUACAUAAUUCAUAUUAUAAUACUUAGUUUUAAAUGAUCAUUUAUGUAUUAGAUAAUUAAAACGUAAAAAUGCACUUUGAAUUAUACUAUUUCUUGACCGAGAAAAUAGUCGAUAGCUAAUCGCUUCCUCGUCGGCGCGAUAACUGCCUUACGCUUAGUCGGAGGAGCGGGGAAUAUUAUUCCGGUUUAGCAUGGAUUCUUUUUAUACAAAAAUAGCGCCAAAAAUAGUUUUUUUUUCAUGAUAUACAGAAAAAACGUAGUAUUACCAUUCUAAGGACCUGCAUCUCUUUGGUUUGCUAUAUCAUCGAUUAGUAUAAUAUUAAAGCGCGAGUGAGAUAACAGUAUAUGUAAUAUUACUAUAUGACUAAAUAUUAUAUAGUACAUAGUUCGUGGCCCAUCCCCUAACAAUGGUACAAAUACUCAGUAGAUAUUAACCAUGUAGGAAAUGGAUUCUGAGGCAGCUUAAUGAACCAUAAGGUACAGUUUAUACAGAAGUGGCGAGGGAUGAAGUGGCGCUGACAUAUGUCUCGGACUUUUAUUUCGUAGUUUUGAUGACCUGCUUGACGCUGUGAUGAUCGCUGUUAUUCUAAAAUUGGGAAGUCCCGGGUUCGAUUCCGGCUGGGGCAAUUUGAAAAUUUAUAACUACCAAAAUGGCUCUGAUGUAGUCUCGUCUGGGAUACGUCUUACGGCCCUACCGGUAAAUCCAUGCUGUCAAAUGGUUAAGCCUUUAAGUACGAUACCAGAAGCCAGAGGUAUGGGUUUUGUAAAAACUGCCACACCCCUACCGCGUUAGUUCGCUUCCGUUUUAGAAUGCAGGAUCACUUACCACCAGAUGAGAAUCUAGUUACCGAUACACUGUCAAAAUUUUCAAGUUUUAAAGUAAACAUACGAUUCAAAAGUACUUGUAAAAGUCUAGUUUAAUAAAAAUAUGUAAAAAAUAUUUUGAAUUGAAUUGAGUUGAAACGUGGCGUGGAAUGCCUUUGAUUUUGUAUGAAAUUUUUGGAGGAGACUUGAGUCCGUGCCACGUCACGCCUGUAUAAAUUGUACCUUAAGUAAAAAUCAUUGGUCCUAAUUCUAUUUACACUUAACUGAAACUAAAAUAAACGAGACUAAAAGUCUGCCAUUCCUAUUCCUGUAGAGAAUAUUUUGAAAAGGAUGAAAUGGCUACCUUUUAUCCAGUCAAUUUAGUUCAGUUAAGUUUUCUAUACGUACAGUAAAUGGUUUGCUAAAACUUGAAAGUUGAACCGAUUUUCUAGUUGGGGCCUUUAAAAUCUUUGAAAAAGUAUCAUAAAUGUCGUCAGUAAACUAAAUAUAAUUGAAAUAUAAUUUAAUUAUACAGGUGGUUUAAAAAAUGAUAGAUAUAAUGAGUAUAAAUUGAAUUUAUAUAUGUAUUUAAAACUAAACAUUUAUGUACCUAUUUGUGUUUAAUUUAUAUACAGUUUAAUUUGUGAAAAUAUGACAUGAUAACUCCUUGAAGUAAUUACGUACUUAUUAGAUAAUAUUAUGUAGUAAUGGUCCAAAACAGACGAAAAAAUUUAUGAAAUUUCAUCAAGCUAUGAAAAUAAUGAAUAUUUGGUUUUAAAUAUAUCAGAUCAUUAAUUUUAAAAACACCUGUAUAAUAAUGCCCCGUUAUAUUAUUUGUCUGCGUAGGUAAUACCUGUCGGUUUCAACCAAUAUUCAAAAUUUUUUUUUCAUAAAAUGACAUUCAGAUUAAAAAUUUAAAAAAUAUUUACCUAUGACAGUGAAAAGCUGUAAGCAUCAUUAUGUGGUUGACAUCAAAUCAACUCGCACGAAACGUGUUUACUCAACGGCGCGGCGCGGUGAUACGAACUUUAAUAGAUUUCUUAUUUCUACUAUUUUAUUGAGAUUAGACUUUUUAAAUUGUGACUUGGUAAUACCUAUGUAGAACAAUUAAUAUAGAUAAAUAAAAAUAUUUUCUUAUUAAUGUGUACAGAGUGUUGUAAUAUUAAUAUUCUUAUAUUAAUAGUUAAUAUUUAAAAUAAAAUCCCCAUGUUUGCAUCGGGGGUUAGUAAAAAAAUUAUAGUUAAAUUGCACUUACGAUUUUUUCAUACAUUAAAUCGGUGAUUUAAAAAUCAGAGUUAAGGGUAUAUUAUUAUUUGUAUAAAGAUUAAAUUCCUGUAUUUCUAUCUUUAAAGUAAUUUUUUUUUUCAAUAUUUUUUAACGUAAAUCAUAUGAGAGUAAUGUUAGUUAGUGUCUGUGUGUACAUAUGUGUACGUUUGAAUUUAGAAUGGAAGAGUGUGUAGUAUAAUUUUGUUUAUACGAUUUUCUGUACACGAAAUUUAAGUAUACCUAGGUAUAUAUAUAUAUUUUUUUCAUUUUUACAACACGUCAUUUUUUCAUUGCUAAUCUAUAGGCAAGAAAAUCAAAUAAAACCUAUUUUUACAAAAUUAUUUUUUGGUCCUGGCUCCUGGGAAUGCUCUUUUAUUACUAAUCAAAAAAUUAAAUUUUAUUAUCAUUAGUAAUAAUGAAAAAUAUUUUUCGGACUGACAUACAAUGUUAGAUUUAAAAAAAAAGAUACCCAAUAGGUACAAUGUGUUGUUAGUUAGUUUGUAUUACCUGUAUUGUAAUUGAUUGAUAAAUGUAUCAUGUUUGCAGUAUUCAAUAUUUAAAUAAAAUUUGAUUGUGCAACAAAAUGUCAUAAAAACAUAAUUGGGUGCUCUACUUUAAAAAUGCUUUUUAUAACAUUAAAAAACUGGCCAAGUGCGAGUCGAACUCCGCACUGAGGGUUCCGUAAAAACUUGUUUGUAAAUAGUUUAUUCAUCACGGAAUCGCAAAAACUUAAAAAAAAAUUGUACUGGCGCUCCUAUAAAAGUUUUUUUUUUAUUUGGAUAUACGGAACCGUAAAAUUCUUAUCUUUUAGAUAAUUUCACGGGUGAAAGUGACUUAAAACAUUCAUACAUUCAUAGCAAAAUGAAAUGGUUUUUAAAAUUAUAUAUUUUGAAUUAAAUUAAAUUCUCGACAUUAAUCCAAUCUCAUGAUGACAUUAUGUAUUGUUAUAAGUAUAUUAACAGCGCAUUAUUAUCUUUCUGUUAGCAUUUUUUUUAUUUUAAGAGAUUAACCUUUAUUUGAGUAUAACAUGCUAUAGGAAAGAUGCAAUACAUUCUAUUUCUAACCUUCUUCAAAGGUUUUUAUAGUUACACCAUUUUGCUGCAUGUUUUAGAAAUUAAACCACACUGUAUCCUAAAUCCAAAAAUUCUGAAAUCUAAAAUUUAUUGACUUGCAUUUUAUUACUGUCAAAAAAAUGAAAUUAAUUUUCCUCUAUUAACAUUUCCAUAAGUAUUUCAUAUAUAUUUAUUUUUUGCACUUUUAAGCUUGUAUUGCAUACUAUUCAAAAUAUUUCACGUAUUAUUAUUUUUGUUCACUUUAGUUUUUUUAGAAAUACAAACAUACUGCGUCCAUCAAUUUCUUUUUAUCAAAAAUAUAUUUUACACCGUGAAAACAUGUAAGUAGUUUAAGUAAGAUUUUAAAAAGUGAGUAGGUGAUUGUAAAUUAGUUAUUGUAAAAGCUAAGGGCCUGUUUCAUGACCUCCAGAUAUAUUUUAUCUAACGAAUAAAUUUUGUAUUUAAAAAAUGACAGAUUUAGUAUUGGGAAUCUAUCAAAAUGUCUUUAUCCGUUACAUAAAAAUUAUCUGGCGGCGGUGAAACAGGCCCUUAAUGUCGCAAUCACUGUACGUUUACGUUAUAUAAACUAAUUUUACUAUGGAACUGAACCUUAUUUGAAAAAAACUUGUUGUUUGAACACUUAUUUGCGACAGAACAGUUUUUUGAAGAUUUAAAGGUCCCAUAAUAAAAAUUGUUUAAAUGACGAUGCAGUACAAGUACGAUACAUUCUGACCCUAUUUCCGAAUGACUGUUUAAUUAAGAUAAAUCCGUAUUUGUUUUGUUUCAAUGACGUAGUAUGUAAUUUUUUUGCGUUCAAUUUUUUUUCACUGUAUAAUUUUGACAUUAUUAUUUUAAGCAAAAAAGGAGUGAACAUUGGUGUAUUUAAGAUACAAUUGUAUAGCGAAGAGACAAAUGGUUAGUAUUGUAUGUGUUGCGCUUAUCCUAAAUAAUCAGGUUUUCAAUAAAUA
Messenger RNA from Maniola jurtina (meadow brown), 9645 nucleotides. It is a transcript of the gene par-1, whose product is annotated as serine/threonine-protein kinase MARK2-like. The record is from RefSeq and is a predicted model, not a curated record. The transcript has 22 exons. Gene Ontology annotation, molecular function: ATP binding; protein serine/threonine kinase activity; tau-protein kinase activity. NCBI's taxonomy places the organism in Eukaryota, Metazoa, Arthropoda, Insecta, Lepidoptera, Nymphalidae. Bases 344 to 3223 code for a protein of 959 amino acids. Gene Ontology annotation, cellular component: cytoplasm. Gene Ontology annotation, biological process: microtubule cytoskeleton organization; intracellular signal transduction; protein phosphorylation.